Molecule: messenger RNA, 1905 nt
Organism: Mycotypha africana
Lineage: Eukaryota; Fungi; Mucoromycota; Mucoromycetes; Mucorales; Mycotyphaceae
Exons: 2
Coding region: 1-1905 (634 amino acids)
Biological process (GO): L-lysine biosynthetic process
Molecular function (GO): homoaconitate hydratase activity; 4 iron, 4 sulfur cluster binding
Source: RefSeq, a predicted model, not a curated record
AUGACAAUACAGGUGCUGUCAUUCCUAAGUAAAUCUAUUGGUGCAACAAAGAUAUACGAUACCAAGCAACCUGUAUACGCUUUAGACCAUGAUGUUCAAAAUAAAUCCGAAAAAAACCUCAAAAAGUACGCCAACAUUGAAGCAUGGAGUAAGGAGCAAGGAGUCGAUUUCUAUCCGGCUGGACGCGGUAUUGGACAUCAAGUCAUGAUUGAAGAAGGUUACGCUUUCCCCAACACCCUCACCGUUGCUUCUGACUCACACUCCAACAUGUAUGGUGGUAUUGGUGCUUUGGGUACUCCCAUUGUUCGUACUGAUGCGGCAGCAAUUUGGGCGACGGGCCGCACUUGGUGGCAAAUUCCACCUAUAGUCAAGGUUCAAUUCAAAGGCAAACUUCCGAAAGGUGUUACAGGGAAAGAUGUUAUUAUAGCGCUAUGCGGGUUAUUUAAUAGGGAUCAAGUGCUUAAUACAGCCAUUGAGUUCCAUGGAGAAAUCGGAGAUCUGACUGUUGAGGAUCGAUUAGCGAUAGCCAAUAUGACAACAGAAUGGGGUGCCUUGGCAGGUGUUUUCCCUGUCGACAAAGCCACUAUUGAGUUUCUCAGAAAACGCCAACGACGUAUUGAAUUCUCGCACUUUGAAAAUGCAAACUUAGUACCAGCAAAUUUCGGACAGAAGUUUAUUCAUCCACGUAUCAAUGAUGAGACAAUUCAAAAUCUGAUAGACAAACCGUUAAAACCAUCUCCCAAAGCCACGUAUGCCAAAACACUCACUUUGGACCUUUCUACGUUGUCAGCAUAUGUUUCUGGUCCCAAUUCCGUCAAAGUGGCUACUCCUCUCUCGGAGUUGAUGGCUAAACGAAUACCGAUCAAUAAGGCUUACCUCGUAUCUUGCGUGAAUUCUCGCAGUUCUGAUUUAAAACAAGCUGCUGAAGUCUUGCAGGGUAAAAAGAUUAAAGAAGGUGUAGAAUUCUACGUUGCAGCUGCUAGCUCUGAAGUUCAAAAGGAAGCAGAACAAGCCGGCCAUUGGCAAACUUUGAUUGAUGCCGGCGCCACUGUUUUACCUGCAGGUUGUGGGCCCUGUGUAGGUCUGGGAAUGGGUCUUUUGAAGGAUGGCGAGAUAGGCAUUUCUGCUACCAAUCGAAAUUUCAAAGGCCGUAUGGGAUCACCGAACGCAUUAGCUUAUUUAGCAUCCCCUGCAGUAGUAGCUGCUUCGGCUUUAUCAGGUUAUAUAUCGGGACCCCAGUCAUCCUCAAUUACUACGAGUUCCAAACCACCUUCCCCAUCUUUCAGUAUCGAAAUUGCAAGCUCAAAACAGUUAGCAAACCAAACAGCUACCAGUUCCUCCAACGAAGUUCUUCCGAACUUCCCAUCCAUUAUUCGCGGAGAAAUUAUUUUUUGCCAUGCUGAUAAUUUGAAUACGGAUGGUAUCUAUCCUGGCAAAUAUACGUAUAAUGAUGAAAUGACUCGUGAUGACAUGAAGAAAGUUGUGAUGGAAAAUUAUGAUCAUAAUUUUGUCAACCUAGUCAAACCUGGAGAUAUUCUUGUGGGAGGAUUUAAUUUUGGUACAGGCUCUUCUCGUGAGCAAGCAGCAACGGCUAUUAAAUCAAGGGAUAUUCAAAUCAUGGUGGCAGGAUCCUACUCUGACAUUUUUAAGCGUAAUUCUGUAAAUAAUGCUUUGCUACUUAUUGAAUCAGCUGAAUUAGUCAACGAUUUAAAGACAGAAGUAGGCACGCAGGAGCUGACGAAACGUACAGGAUGGAAUGUUGAAAUUCAUGUAGCAGAAGGCAGAGUAAUAGUGAAGAAAUGCGAUGGUCAAGAAAAGGUUUACAAUGUGGGUGCAUUAGGUAAAAGCGUUCAGGAAAUAUGGCUGGCCAAUGGUCUUGAGGGCUGGGUGAAACAAAGGUUAUAG